UAACGAUGACACACAAACACAACUCCUCCUAUAUCUCCAUUCAGUUCCACUGCCGGAGGAAGCCGCUGUGCAGGGAGCUGUUAUAGCAGGUGAUCGCCCUUAUUUGGUAAUGGCCCAGAUCAUGUGACCACAAAAUGGUGGAAGCUGUGAGCUGUGUGUAAGCUGAGCAUCUCCAUCGAGAGGCUGGGAGAAAAGGAAAUAGGCAGGGAACUUGGAAGUACAUCCAUGCUCUGAGACGCAGGAGGACAGAGAUUCCCGAGCCCCAGCAGUGGUCCUCGUGGGGAUGGAGCUGGCAUCAGAGAGUAAAAUGAACUCUGAGGGGGCGAAGGCAGACCAGUCCCGCCUACCUCUCUUCCCCCUGCAAGGAGGUCCCAGCCAAAGAAAAAAGCUCUCUGCCCCUCGAAUCAGCCUGUCCCUGGACCAGAGCGAAGAUGACCUGGGGAGAACGCCAGAUGAUCUCGAAUUAAUUGUCGAUGACCUGGACACUCCUGACGAGGGGGAUUACCUCGACUACACGGAACCACGAAAUGACUGGGAGGUGGACCCCAAUGCAGCCAAUAGGAGCGGAACAAGCGAGUCCUACAAUCCAAUCCCGACAUACAGCGCUGAGGAGGAGCGCCAGGAUGGCAAACUAUGGAGGACGGUGGUCAUUGGGGAGCAGGAGCACCGCAUCAACAUGAAGAUCAUCGAGUCCUACAUGAGAGUCAUCUCCCAUGGAGGCUACUAUAGCAACGGAGUGAAUGCCAUCAUAGUGUUUGCUGCCUGCUUCCUGCCAGACAGUGACAGAGAGGACUACCACGAAAUAAUGGAGAACCUCUUCCUCUAUGUGAUCAGUACUCUGGAGCUGAUGGUGGCGGAGGACUACAUGAUCGUGUACCUGAAUGGAGCCACACCCCACAGGAGAAUGCCUGGCCUUGGUUGGCUGAAGAAAUGCUAUCAGAUGAUUGACAGAAGGCUCAGGAAGAAUUUGAAAUCCUUCAUUAUUCUCCAUCCAUCGUGGUUCAUCAGGACGAUUCUCACCGUCACCAAACCGUUCAUCAGCACCAAGUUCAGCAGUAAGAUCAAGUAUGUGAACAGUUUGGACGAACUGCACGAAUCCAUCCCCAUGGACUGCAUCCAGAUCCCAGAGUGCAUCAUUAGACUUGACAAGGAACUGAAGGAAGCAGCAGAGAACUCAAAAAGGAAUAGCUUUUUGCUGGGACUGGAUCCAACAGCAGCAGGCAGAACAGAACGGGAUGCAGCCGGCGCCGGCAGCUCUUAAACACAAGCAUACUAAACGGAUAGGUUAUCUCGAUGUUCUGAAGUCACUGUUGUUGUACGGGUGAAGCUGGAAAACAAAGUCAAAAGGCUUGUAAAGCUAGUGUGUGUGGUGUGUGUGUCUGUCAGUGUGUGUGAAUUAGACACUAGAGUUUCAUAUGAAAACGAAACUUGCAAUAGUUCCCGUUAAAACUCAAGAGUUGGAUCUCAUUCUUUACGGCUGUAGCUGUAGCUUCUACUGUACCUUAACUCUGGCAAUCCAGAGCACUAGACAUGCUUGGCAGCAGCUACGGAGUAGCAUUGCUGGUCACGGUAGGGAGUAGGAAAGCAAUUACACACCAGACGUACACUGCACAAAUCCAUUUGUAGAGUCUAUCGUGUUGUAGUUGUGUGCAUGAGAAGCAGUGAAGCAAUAAUAUCACCCGUAGCUGGUCACACACUCAGUAUUUCAGAUAAAGCAAUCUACAGUAAAAUCACAUUGUGUGCACAAAAAAAUCCUUGUGCCAUUUGAAAAAAGAAAGCCUUGUGCCAUAGACGACCAACUCCUGCAUUUAAGCAAUCCACUCCUUAAUUUUUGUUUUAAAACUGGGGGGAAACAAAUCUAUAAAAAGCUAUUUGACCGUCAGAGUAUCUGAAACCUAAGAGGAAUAAGUUAAAUAUGAAACCAAGUUAUCAGCGCGGUGUCAGAGCAUGUCUUAUUAGCUCUGCAAGCGUGUGUGUAUUUAAUGACUUUCAGAUACAUAGACUGGGAAUCAUCUCUUCAGUUUCUCGUAUAUCAUUAAGAAUAAACCACAGUAAAUUAAAGAUGGGAUUUCCGUAAAGCACUAUCUUGUCCACACGCAUGUGUGUGUGUUUGUGCAUGUCCCCUCAUAGUGGUCCUCUUACUCAUGAGUCUUCAGUGGUGUAUUGAGGAUGUGCAAAGAAAUUAUGGAUCACUGUUUAGUAAUUCAAAUAAAUGGACUGAAAUCUAAACGUCA
Cyclopterus lumpus (lumpfish) is the source of this 2234-nucleotide messenger RNA. RefSeq names its product prune homolog 2 with BCH domain (gene prune2). Gene Ontology annotation, biological process: apoptotic process. The record is from RefSeq and is a predicted model, not a curated record. NCBI's taxonomy places the organism in Eukaryota, Metazoa, Chordata, Actinopteri, Perciformes, Cyclopteridae. Gene Ontology annotation, cellular component: cytoplasm.